CGGAAACAAGAGUGAUAAUUCACAGACUGUAGUGUGUGUAAGAGGCCAUGAGGCGGAUCUAGGUUAUACAUGGACGGAGUGUUUGCAAUCAACUAGAACUGUUUGUCUGUUUUGAAAGAAUAAAAUGGAGGGGUUUGAAGGAGCCAAUAUCGGCGAAGGUGUUUUAGAUCUGUCCCGUUUGAAUCUGAACAAUUUGAGUCUCGACAGGGUUAGCGAGAAACGACGGAAAGACACGAAGCAGCUGUACGUGUGUUAUAACCGAAUCUCGCUUCUGUCCGACUCCAUUUGUCUGUUCUCUAAUCUGGAGUUUCUGGACAUCAGCAAUAACACGCUGUCGGUCAUCUGUGAGGACAUCACACGACUCGCCAAACUCAAAACCCUCGUAGCCAAGAAUAAUCGUUUAAAUGAGUUUUCUCUGCCUAAAGACUUCGGCUCUCUGCAGCUGGAGGUGUUGAAUCUGAGUGGAAACAGGUUUGAAGAGAUGCCGAUGCAGUGUUUGCAAAUGCAGCAGCUACAGUCUCUAUCUCUGGGAGGAAACAGACUGAAAAGCAUCCCAGCAGAGAUAGACAAUCUGACCAGUCUGGAGCUAUUGUAUUUGGGUGGUAACCAGAUCACCUCCAUCCCUGCUGAACUUGCCAACUUGCCCUACCUCAGUUACCUGGUUCUGUGUGAUAAUCGCAUCCAGAGUGUCCCACCCCAACUCAACAGACUCCAUUCUCUGCGUUCUCUUAGUCUGCAUAAUAACCUGCUGACCUAUCUUCCGAGAGAGAUCCUGAGCCUGGUGCAUCUUCAGGAGCUCAGUCUCCGUGGUAACCCCUUGGUUGUGCGCUUCAUCAAGGACAUGUUAUAUGACCCCCCCUCACUUCUGGAGCUGGCUGGCCGCACCAUCAAAAGCAGGAACCUUCUGUACUCUCAUCAAGACCUCCCAACCCACCUGGUCAACUACCUAGAUAUGUCCAGCAAGUGCCCCAACCCCAAGUGUGCAGGUGUUUAUUUUGACUCAUGCAUUCGUCAUAUCAAGUUUGUGGAUUUUUGCGGGAAGUAUCGCCUGCCCCUGAUGCACUACCUGUGCUCCCCAGAAUGCACCUCUCCCUGCAGCUCCAAUCCUCAGAGUGACGCUGACUCUGACGACGACAACAGUGUGCCUGCUGACCGCCUUCAAAGAGUUCUUCUUGGAUAACCUCGCUCACCCCUCACAGAUCUUUCUCUCUUUAUCAGCAAGAACAUAAAACUUUACUGCCAGUUGCCUCUCUAACCUCUCAACUGAAGCCAAAUUAUAUUGCCAAGUGCGUGAAAAUACGAAGGUAUUCUGGGAAAGACAUCUGCAGAAAGUUCUCAAUUUUUUAACAAAUGCCUUACCUUGCAUUGCCAGAAUAACUCAAACACUGGUAUUUCAGAAUAGUUGUUGUAUAAAAUAGUUAUAUUAACUAUACUCUGUUUAGCUCUUGCACUUUUGUAAUACAUAGAAGAAACAGUUUAGGUACAUGUAUAUCUUUUGCUCGGCAAAAGAUUGAUUUGUCUUAGAGGAGAGACGUUUUCACAUAAUGCACAAAGAUCUACUGUGAAUUCUAAAAAGAUAAACAUUGAGAGCACUAUUACUUUUGGGCUUUGUAAGAGGUGUAAAGGUCAAGUAAUUUCUGUGCCACUAGCAUCACCAAACUGAAUUGCAAACAGGUUUCUUAAACACUCCCACCAGUCUUUCAUGUUUGGACUAACAGAUAGCCCCACCCCAAACUCACACCAUUGGGUGAGCCAGUGUAGCUGUGUUGGGCUGGUUUGGAUCUUUGGAACCACCACAAAGCUUUACACUUUCAGGGUUAAUCAACUUUCGAACACUCAAUAUACUUAUCAUAUAAACUUGCUUAUAUUUGUCUCUGAAUAUUACAAUUGAAUAGCAGAGAGUAUUUUAACAUCCAAAAACAUACACAUUUUUGCUUAUUCUGUUUAUUCUUUCUACAAAACUGUAGUACAUUGUGUUGAAGCUUUCAUCUUUGAAUUGCUAACACUAAGGUUAUUGUCUGCUUUUGUUAAUCUCCUCAUGCAGUCAAAAACGGAAGUUCACCAAUGUCUAAACUGUAAAACUUUGUAUUAACAGUUAAUUUUUCAUUUAGACCUCCCGUUUCUAUUAACUAGAAAUAUGCUAUAUUGUUACAGAGCUGAUAGCAAACAUUGUGAAGGGUGUGUGGCAUUGUUCUCAUGUGUUGAUUGAAUUUGAGCACACUACAAGGAACAGAAGUGAUUGUUUUAAAUCAACCUUUCUAUGUUCUUCAGGAACUUUAUAUAUUAUUCGUACACUUUAUUCACCUUUGUCCUACACUUUAGGCUUAACCAAUGACAUAUUGACUAUGCAGAUAACUAAUCCAAAAUAUUCCAGUGUUUUUAAAAUAAUACCCAAGUCUUUUUUACUGAAUAAUCUUUUAUGACGUAUAUGCUAUAUCAUUGAUAAGAUAGAAUGUAUUUUAUUUAAGAUGAUGAAGGCCGGUUUGAAUUACACUCACUCCUCUAAUGGUUUAUAAACAUGUAUUUGCACUUCUUAUGUAGAGUACCAUAAUAAAAUAAUGUGUAUAUGACUAACAGUGUGUUUUUAUUUUUCCAUAUUAAUGUUAAUAAAUAUUCUUCCAAAAUAAAGGCAGCCAUUUAUUA
This is a messenger RNA of Xyrauchen texanus (razorback sucker), 2643 nucleotides long. RefSeq names its product leucine-rich repeat-containing protein 58-like. The record is from RefSeq and is a predicted model, not a curated record. NCBI's taxonomy places the organism in Eukaryota, Metazoa, Chordata, Actinopteri, Cypriniformes, Catostomidae. The coding region runs from base 125 to 1180 and encodes 351 amino acids. Gene Ontology annotation, molecular function: protein binding. The transcript is spliced from 4 exons.